AUGUGGUCCCUGGAGGACUGGGGAUGCCGUUAUGCAAAGAAGUGCUGGUGCUGGCAAUUGGAAAUCAAGCUGGUGAUUACCAUCUCCUGGGCACAAGUAAUGGCCAACAGAAAAAUUCCAACGCCAGAUUUUGUCAUAGCAACCAGAGGCAAAUAUCAAGACAGAAAGGAGGAGCAAAUUCUGGAAAGGGUUUCCCUCCGAUGUGGCUUGAGUCUCUCUAGGGCGCCCAAUAUCGGCACGAAGCCCUUUAAGAACCGCAGUGCUGGCCCCACAGUUUCUCGGGGCGGGGGGGGGGAUCUAGUGGAGCCCAGCUUUGCCGACUUGCAAGACCCACCAGGAAGUGCACCCCUCCGUUUACCAGGCCAGGUGGCCUGCAGGACAAGUGGACACCCAUUGUCACAGAGGCACGCAUGCACCUGGCCCAGGACUCAGAGAAGCUGCAGGAGACCCAGUGGGCAGUGGAGAUGCUGUAGACCCAGCCAGUGCCUACCCCACCAAGGUGAGCCAGGGGGUCUGAGCCAGUAUGUGCAGGCCGCUGCUCUGCCUGGUGCCCUAAUCCGACCUCCAGAGCAUAACAGUCGCCGCCUCAUGCUGACUUCCAGAGGCCACACAGAUCUUCUCGUUGCCUGCCGGAGUUCGGAGCCAGAGAGGGAAGAAGCAUGGGGACAUUGUUUAGUUCCUGCGACACAGGGCAUGAUCACCACCACAGUGGGAGCUCCAUGCUGCUUAGAUGGAGUAAAAGCUUCAGAACACAGAGUGGCAUGUGCAUGACACUCAGCUUUAACAUCUGAAGCUCGGAGAGGCAAGGAUAAUGACAGCCAUGCUGAGGAGCCGCUGGACACUGGAUCACAGAGUCCUUUACACUCUCAGGUCAUGGAAUAGCCUGGCCAUUUUGCCUCAUCCCCAGAAGCUGGGCUUUUUGGCCUCCUAAGUGUGGGGGGCUUUCGUUCUCUUACACCAAUCCUUGACUUGGCAAUCAGAAUCUGUGUUAGGCUGGAAACACCUGUCCCUCUUUGGGAUUGUGGUGUGACUCUGACUCCCCCCCCCACCGUGAAGUCUCCUUAAAUGGCUUUUUUUGGGGCACCUGAGUGACUCAGUGGGUUGGGCCUCUGCAUUCGGCUCAGGUUGUGGUCCUGGGGUCCUGGGAUCGAGCCCCACAUUGAGCUCUCUGCUCAGAAGGAGGCCUGCUUCCUCCUCUCUCUCUGCCUGCUUCUCUGAUUACUUGUGAUCUCUG
Molecule: messenger RNA, 1234 nt
Organism: Mustela lutreola (European mink)
Lineage: Eukaryota; Metazoa; Chordata; Mammalia; Carnivora; Mustelidae
Exons: 4
Coding region: 1-771 (256 amino acids)
Source: RefSeq, a predicted model, not a curated record